This is a messenger RNA of Leptidea sinapis, 1562 nucleotides long. RefSeq names its product pleiotropic regulator 1 (gene Tango4). The coding region runs from base 188 to 1534 and encodes 448 amino acids. Gene Ontology annotation, molecular function: protein binding. Gene Ontology annotation, biological process: mRNA splicing, via spliceosome. The record is from RefSeq and is a predicted model, not a curated record. NCBI's taxonomy places the organism in Eukaryota, Metazoa, Arthropoda, Insecta, Lepidoptera, Pieridae. The transcript is spliced from 8 exons. Gene Ontology annotation, cellular component: catalytic step 2 spliceosome; Prp19 complex; precatalytic spliceosome.
AUCGGCAAGUUUAUAAAGCGUGAUAAAUGUUUACGUUUCUCAAAAAUAUGCUUCAUGUAUUAUUUUAAACUUUAAUAACUAUGUUUGAAACGAUUACAAAUAAAUAAUGUUUCUUUGAGUGAUAAUUAAGUAAUGUGGUAAUGUCCACAUUUUAAUUUUGAAGUUUUAGUUUAUAUCACAAGACACAAUGACUGACGAAGUAAUUAAGCAUUCUGUACACACUUUAGUGUUUAGAUCUUUGAAGAGAUCUCAUGAUAUGUUUCUCUCCAACCAAGGACUGUUGCCACCAAUUGAUGACAAAGCAGAGGCAAUUUUGAGAUCAAUAAAGACGAGGGAUGGCUAUGGACAAGUGAUGUCAGCUGUUCAAAAGGCACAAGCUGUAAAGCAACAACAGGAAUCAAUGAGUAGACCGGAGACUCCACAUAACACUGAAAUAGCAGAAUCAGCAGCUAUACCAUCUGAUGGUGCAAUGUUGCCAUACAGCGGACCCGCUCCACCACCCAGCACAGCUAUUGCACCUCUGCCACGGAAAGCCCCUGUGAUGCCCCGGCCCAAGUGGCAUGCCCCAUGGAAACUGUGCAGAGUGAUAUCAGGCCAUCUGGGUUGGGUCAGAUGUGUGGCAGUGGAACCAGGGAAUGAAUGGUUUGCUACAGGUGCUGCUGAUAGAGUUAUUAAGGUCUGGGACUUGGCAAGCGGAAAAUUGAAAGUGUCUCUCACGGGACAUGUUAGUACAGUUAGAGGUCUUGAAGUAUCACCUCGGCACCCAUAUCUGUUCAGCUGCGGUGAGGACAGACAAGUCAAAUGUUGGGACUUGGAAUAUAAUAAGGUGAUCCGACACUACCACGGGCACCUGUCGGCCGUGUACUCGCUGGCGCUGCACCCCACCAUCGACGUGCUGGUGUCAGCGGGUCGUGACGGCACCGCCCGCGUGUGGGACGUACGCACUAAGGCCAAUGUCCACACACUGGCCGCCCACACCGACACCGUGGCAGCCUUGGCAUGUCAGGCCGCCGAGCCCCAGAUAAUAACGGGCUCGCACGACUCCACGGUCCGGCUGUGGGACCUGGCCGCGGGCAAGUCGCUGUGCACCCUCACCAACCACAAGAAGUCAGUCCGCGCGCUGGCACUCCACCCCACACUCUACACGUUCGCGUCGGCCUCGCCCGACAACAUCAAGCAGUGGAAGUGUCCCGAGGGCAAGUUCAUCCAGAACCUGUCGGGCCACAACGCGAUCGUCAACUGCAUGGCCGUGAACCCCGAGGGCGUGCUGGUCAGCGGCGGCGACAACGGCACCAUGUACUUCUGGGACUGGAGGACUGGCUACAACUUCCAGCGGCUGCAGUCGGCAGUACAACCGGGGUCAAUGGACUCCGAGGCGGGAAUAUUCGCGAUGACGUUUGACAUGUCCGGCUCGAGACUCAUCACCACAGAAGCUGACAAAACUAUCAAGAUAUACAAAGAGGACGACACGGCUAGUGAAGAAACGCACCCGAUUAACUGGAGACCAGAAAUACUUAAGAGGAGGAAGUUUUAAGAAAAUAAAUAGAUGUUUAUACUUUUUA